AAAAUCGUUAACAAUGAUCUCAAUGUUUCUCAUUUAAGUCUGCGAAGCUCCGGCAAGUCAAUGAAUUCUGGAAUUGUUGAGGUGUACAAAGGAGACAAGUGGGGAUACGUUUGUGAAGAUGGCUGGGAUCUGAUUGAUGCCAACGUCGUGUGCAGAGAGAUUGGUUUUACUCGAGGUGCAGCUUCUUCUAAAAUUAAAAACGGGACUUUACUGGAGAGCCAGAAACCCAAUGCCAGUAUUCUGCUCAACGACUUGCAUUGUUCAGGCACCGAGAAUACUCUCCAUGACUGUCCAUACAGUCUGCUGAACGACUGCUCUCACGACCAGACUGCUAGCCUGGAAUGCUCUGAGGAUAUACACAUUUUAAAUCCCGCAGCAAAUGUCACAGUGGGGUUUGUAGGAGGCAGCGAUAAAAGUGAGGGCAUUGUGGAAGUUGUCAUCAACAAAGAACGAUACCGAGUCUGUAAUGAUAACUGGAAGGAUCAAGAUGCUGCUGUUAUCUGCAGAAUGAUGGGUUUCAGGUAA
Messenger RNA from Candidula unifasciata, 525 nucleotides. The record is from the annotation of a GenBank genome assembly. NCBI's taxonomy places the organism in Eukaryota, Metazoa, Mollusca, Gastropoda, Stylommatophora, Geomitridae.